AGAUCAAAAUCCCUGAAUUGGCCAAAAGAGGGCAUCAAAAGCGUAAUUUGGAAAUAAGUAAUAGAUAAAAAGUGGGUUGAGCAGGACAGUGAGCUACAGUAUGACAAUAAGAAAGUGUUUUACAUUUACUCUCAGUUUUAUUCAGCCAAGCAAGGUAUCAAGAUGUCUGCUGCACGCGCUGUUCUUUUGUUGAUAUUUGGAUUUACCAUGCUGAAGUUCAUCUGCUGUUACAGUGAUGGAAGUUUAUUGACCGACCAGUGUCAAAGUAUGGCUAUAGAUCAUGGAUCACAACCAUCAGUACAAGUUUCAAACCCUUUAACCAUCGUUCCAGAUAAUGUGACAGUGGACAGUUCAAAAGUGGGAACGAACUUUACAGUGACACUCUCUGCUUCUGUUCCAUUUAUGGGCUAUAUUUUGGAGGCUCGUGAGUGUGAUAAUUGCCCACCUGCUGGAAUUUUUAGUGGGCUUGACAGUACCAAGAGUGUGCUUAUCUGUAGUGGCCAGGCCGUGGCUCAACCUAAUAACAACCUUAAAACUUUAAUCCAAGUGAACUGGACGCCUAAUGCCAAUGGACAGUUUUUCUUCAGAUCUGCUUUCAUUCAAAGUUUCAGUACAUUUUGUCUAAAAAAAGCAAUCAUACUCCCGACGACAACAACACCAACCACUACAACAACCACCACAACAACUACAGCUACCACCACUACAACAACUAGACCUACAACAGCAACUGUAACAAGUAGUCCUGCAACAUGUACAAUAGCUGCAUUAAAAAAGUCAUCAUUACUGCUUCAGUGUGUGCAGUAUAUGAGAAGUUGUGUGGUACUGUUGUUAUUCAGCAGACUUUGUUUUCUUGGAGGCUCUUCUCUCCUCAUGAUCAUCAAACCAGUUUCAAAAAAGCCCACCCAGAUUGCAUCCAUCAUUGAAGUAGUAUUAAAAUUUGUUGCUACUGUCCUUGUACUAAUAAAAGCAGUUCAUUUCCUGUGUGAGAAUGCUGGUUUGCAGUUUUUGUUUGCUGCUUUGAUAGUGACUGCAAUGGUUACAGGCCUGAUACACACUAUCACCGUUUUUCUUCACUGUGGACCAAGGCAUGAAUUAAGAACAUGUUGGAUUUGUUCUCUCAUAAUAGUUGAUCUACUGAAUACACUCAUUACAUCCAUCUCAAUAUUUUAUGGGUUAUGGUGGUUUCAAGGGCGCUGGUUGCUAAUAGUAAUGGCAGUUUAUGUUAUUUUGGAGUUCAUCCUUUACCUUGGAGCAGCUGUUUUUGAAUGGAUAGGAAAGAGAAAGAGAGUUGAACAAAAUCGUCCUGUUCCAGACAACAGGCAGAUGGUAGGAAGCGAGGAGAUACAGGGACCAGACACGGAGACCACACAACAACCAGACAGGAGACCAGUAGGAAUCAGACUAAGAGAAAGGAUGCAGACACUGGAGAUUACAAGGAGAGCGAAAUCCCCAUGGUUGGUCACUUUUGUCAUUUUUUGUGUGUUUUAUAUAAUGUUUACAGUUGCACUUAUUGUUGGUGUGUGUUUGGUUUCAAGCGCGGUCUUCCUGUAGUGUAUUGAUCAUUUAGUUUGUACAAUAUAUAUAUUUAUAUGUAAUUUUAUAAGGACCAUUAAAAACUAUUUAUUGCACUAUUUCUUUUGUAUAAAUGUAUAUGUUAAACUUUGUGUAGAUGUGUAUAGUGCAAUUUUUGCGAUCUGAGUGGAGGAUACUAAAAAAAUCCAUUAUGAAAGAAAAACAACCUUAUAAAAAGCGAUGAUGUUUUUAAAUGUUGCUGUCCAAAGGUCUUAUAAUUUCUUAUCAUUGUCUUGGAUGCUGCACUAUCCACAGCAUAAUGAACAUCUUAACUCUUUCUGAAUUUUGAUUGUGAUUUAAAAUUGUCAUUAUUGUUAUUGUUUGCUAUGUUAUUGUUUAUGCACUUGAUGUUAAAUUGUUUUUAUGUUUGAUUACAGUGAGUAAAUUUGUCACUUUGAUGCAUUUU
Danio rerio (zebrafish) is the source of this 1978-nucleotide messenger RNA. The record is from RefSeq and is a predicted model, not a curated record. Lineage: Eukaryota; Metazoa; Chordata; Actinopteri; Cypriniformes; Danionidae.